Messenger RNA from Drosophila novamexicana, 748 nucleotides. RefSeq lists its product as uncharacterized. The transcript is spliced from 3 exons. Bases 120 to 566 code for a protein of 148 amino acids. NCBI's taxonomy places the organism in Eukaryota, Metazoa, Arthropoda, Insecta, Diptera, Drosophilidae. The record is from RefSeq and is a predicted model, not a curated record.
UUUGAUUUGUUUAGAGUUUACGGACAGCAAGUAAAUACAUCUUGGCAAUAAACAAAAAUUUCUUGACACACAUUUGUUGGCAAAAAUUAAUCCAAAAAAAAAAUAACCAUAAAAAAGCCAUGUUCUCGUUUACCUUCUGGAGGAACGAGGCGAAGAGAAACCAGCGCGAGAAUGUCUCGCAGAUCUGGAAGGAUUUGAAUGCAACAUUUGUGACUUUCCUCGGUUGGAGCUGGUUGAUUUACACCAUCGCCGUCAUUGUCAUCUCCAUUUGCGGCUACUUCGCCUACUGCGAAAGCUGCCGGAGAACUGAGAUUGUCCGACGGAGACGCGUCGUUCAGCGCGCCCAGGAAAGACCACCGCAGAAGCGACGCCCGAAUGCUGCCUAUCGGGAUCAUCAGAUCUAUCGUCACAUCAUUCUCAGUGUGGCCAAGUAUAUGAAGAAUCCAGAGGGAGUGCGACCGUUCAUCGAUCACAUGGACCAUCUGUAUCCGUUGCGGCACUCGCAGGCCGAAAUGGCGCUAAACAUUGGCCACACUGGCAACGAGUCGAACGGCGCAGAGGAUUGAAUUGGAAAGCUUGUGUCGGCAUUAUUUUCAUAUUUCCUUUUUUUGUUCAAAUUAUCGACAAGCCCGUGCGAGCACACACACAGAGACUGUAAAUUUGAUAGACCCGCCCAUGCCCUUUCACUUUUAAACCGCCAUCGUGUUGAAACGAAAACAAAAUUAAAGACAGACCACAAAAACGUGUG